CCAGGGGCGGACACUCGGCCAGGCAACCCUGGGCCGAGCGCACCGCCGCCGCCGAUGUGCCUGGUGGCCAGACUCCAAGUGGGACCGGCUGACGCGCUGCCUCGCGAAGCUAAUGGAGACUCAAGCCCUGGAACCAGGGACUCAGGAAGUCUUUGGUGCCACCAGCCCUAACAAGGGGGCCCUGUCUAAGACCAAAAAGAACUUCAAAGACUUGAUGUCUAAGGUGACGGAGGGACAGUUCGUGCUAUGCCGGUGGACAGACGGGCUAUACUACCUCGGCAAGAUCAAGCGGGUCAGCAGUCCUAAGCAAAGCUGCCUUGUGACUUUUGAAGAUAAUUCCAAAUACUGGGUCCUGUGGAAGGACAUUCAGCAUGCUGGUGUUCCAGGAGAGGAGCCCAAGUGUGAUGUCUGCAUGGGGAAGACUUCAGGGCCGAUGAAUGAGAUCCUCAUCUGUGGGAAGUGUGGCCUGGGUUACCACCAACAGUGCCACAUCCCCAUCGCAGUCGAUGCCAACUGGCCCCUCCUCACUCAUUGGUUCUGCCGACGCUGCAUUUUCGCACUGGCUGUGAGGAAAGGCGGCGCUCUGAAGAAAGGCGCCAUCGCCAAGACGCUGCAGGCAGUGAAAAUGGUGCUGUCCUACCAGCCCGAGGAGCUCGAUUGGGACUCACCCCAUCGCACCAACCAGCAGCAAUGCUACUGCUACUGCGGCGGGCCUGGAGAGUGGUACCUGCGGAUGCUACAAUGCUACCGGUGUAGGCAAUGGUUCCAUGAAGCUUGCACACAGUGCCUUAGUGAGCCUAUGGUGUUUGGAGACCGCUUCUACCUGUUCUUCUGCUCGGUGUGUAACCAAGGCCCAGAGUAUAUCGAGAGGCUGCCCCUGCGAUGGGUAGACAUAGUUCACCUGGCCCUCUAUAACCUGGGAGUACAGAGCAAGAAGAGGUACUUUGACUUUGAAGAGAUCCUGGCCUUUGUCAACCACCACUGGGAGCUCCUGCAGCUUGGCAAGCUCACCAGCACCCCUGUGACAGAACGAGGGCCGCAUCUCCUCAACGCUCUCAACAGCUACAAAAGCCGGUUCCUGUGUGGCAAGGAGAUUAAGAAGAAGAAAUGCAUCUUCCGACUGCGCAUCCGUGUCCCGCCCGCCCCUCCAGGAAAACUGCUUCCCGACAGGGCGCUGAUGCCAAGUGAUAAAGGGACCUCUGAGAUGCUUCGUAAGAAAGGAAAGAGCAAGCCUGGUUUGUUGCCUCAGGAAUCCCAGCAGCAGAAAAGGCGAGUUUAUAGAAGAAAAAGAUCAAAGUUUUUGCUGGAAGAUGCUAUUCCCAGUAGUGACUUCACCUCAGCCUGGAGCACAGACCACCACCUGGCCAGUAUAUUCGACUUCACACUGGAUGAAAUUCAGAGUUUAAAAAGUGGCAGCUCAGGCCAGACCUUCUUCUCAGAUGUGGAUUCCACCGACGCCGCCAGCACCUCCGGCUCUGCCUCCACUAGCCUCUCCUACGACUCCAGAUGGACGGUAGGCAGCCGCAAGAGAAAGCUAGCAGCCAAAGCAUACAGGCCCCUGCAGGCAAAGCACCGGGCUGCCGAGGUGGAUGGACGCUGCACGUCAGACAGUAGUGCAGAGGGAGCUCCGGGCCCUGAGCAGCAGGAUGAAGGCGUCGACAGCCACACGCUUGAAAGCAUCAGUGGAGAUGACUCCUCCCUGUCCCACCUCAAGUCGUCUAUCACCAACUACUUUGGUGCAGCCGGGCGGUUGGCCUGCGGGGAAAAGUAUCAGGUGCUGGCACGGAGGGUCACUCCAGAAGGCAAGGUUCAGUACCUGUUGGAAUGGGAGGGGACUACCCCUUACUGAUAACCCCUCGGAGCCUGCUCAGAUCCCUGCAAACCAAAGGAGGGGCAGAAGAGGCCACCGAGUCCGGGCUUGGGGUGGUGGAGGAAAGCAGGACAUGUUGGCUGCGGCCCCUGCCUGCUGCCUGCCAGGCCAAGGCCUGUGUGCUGCUGUUCUAAUUGCCUGAGUCUCUGAGACUCCAACUGGCUCUCUCUCGUUGUCUAUACUACACUCCCUACACCUCAAACUUCUUAUUGGUUCCUCUGACAGUACCCUGGCUGUGACCCCUGAUCUGAGGCCUGAAUCUGUUUUUCAUUGGCCCCAAUUCUCUAUCUUCUGACCUCUCACCCCUUUCGGGUAUUUUGUGUGGACGCACAUCUUCCAUGCAUGUACGCUCAUCCCUCCCACACUGGGCAUCCUUCACUGGGUCCUCACUAGGACCACAGUGAGGGAAGGGAACUCUGGGGAUCUUCUACUUUCUCACUAGUACCCCUUACUCCAGGAGGGUAGGGAUGCCUGAGAAAGUUGAGGAUGCCUGGGACCCAGAACCUGGGGAGUGAUGAGCUGGGUCUCUGCUGAAGGGACUGGAAUCAGGAUCCUUUAUUGAGACUGGGAGGGGAGACUAAGGGAGUCAGGGCCAAGGCUCCCAGAAGUUUGCCUGUCCCCAGCAACAACCCUUCACUUGUCAUGGACUGGGGCCUUGCCUUGCUGCAUAGACGUGUACUUAACCACGUAGAUCUGUGAGGAAAGGAUGGGGAGGAAAACCAGGCCAGAUUAAAUCCCAUCCCAAACACUGUGUGUACAGACACCUCAUAUUCCUACCAGGGCCUCCUGGCCCCCAUCCCUGGCCUCUUCCAGGGAUAAAUGCUGCAGUUAAAUGUGAGAACCAAACUCCAGCCUCCUCUGGCCUGUGAACCAGCCUUGGCCCCACAGAGAAGCACAAAAUACACCUCUCUCCUGCAUGGCUCCUGCCUUGCCCUGGAGUUGACAAUCAAGGGCCUGAAUCAUUGGUUCCCUUCAGAAAGGAAGUCUUUGUCAUUGAUGGUAGAAAUAGAACUCUUAGAAUGGACAAACUCAGCCAUGUCUGGAGGGAAACCAAAACCAGGAGGUGGGCAGGGAGCCCUUACUUUGCCUGCAGAAACAGAAACUGACUUGCUAGGUUAGAAAAAUGAAGAGAAGCGCCUUUGGGGUGGGAGGUAGGAGCACCAGACUGGGACCAGCCUCCCUGGCUGCUGCUGUGGCUUCCAUCUGGGAGUGGGAAGAUGACUGCAUGGCGACGCCAGACUAUAUCAGAGGCGCUGAUUUUCCCAUGACUGGGUCUGACCCCUCCAUGCCUGCCAGUGAGCAUUAAUGGGGGGCAGGGUCCCUGAGGUAGGUUAGAUGGCCCCUGACUUAAACCUCAGCAACCAUAGUGCCUUGCAAAGGAACCUCACCUCUCACUAGACACAGCUAACCACUUCCCUCUGCUUCCCUGUCUUGGCUCAGGAAGGGAUAAGCAGAUGGACACUGAGCCCAGUUGUCAGUUUGACAGCUGCUGCCACUGAGGUCCCCAAGAGGGGCCUGGUGGAAGGAGAGUUGUGAAGCCAACUCCCAGGCCAGCAGGCAUGUGGGAACUGGGGUCAAAUUUGUGGCUUCCUGUUGGCUUCAGUGAGCAUGGCAACCUCCAACAUGCGUUUUCCAGGCUACUGGGUAAUUCAGAGAGCUGGGAUGGCUAUUUGUACAUCUGCCCCUCCCCUGCUGUGCCCCAGAAGCUCUGAGCCUGAGGAGUAGGAAGAAGGCAGGCGGGGUGCUCAUCCCCUUGGGGAAGCUAGCACAAGGCCUGACCAGGUCACCAGACUCCCCAUGGCAGCAUUUCACUCCUACAAGAUAAUAGCUGCAUUACUGCCAAUUGAUGGUAUAACCCUGUGCACCUUUGAAAAGAUUUUGGUUUUAAAUGGCUGCUUUUAAUAAUAUUUGUUAUAUUAAAGUUAUAGUUGAUGUGUCUGGAUUACAA
Mastomys coucha (southern multimammate mouse) is the source of this 3818-nucleotide messenger RNA. RefSeq names its product PHD finger protein 19 (gene Phf19). Gene Ontology annotation, cellular component: nucleus. Bases 113 to 1849 code for a protein of 578 amino acids. The record is from RefSeq and is a predicted model, not a curated record. Gene Ontology annotation, molecular function: chromatin binding; DNA binding. Gene Ontology annotation, biological process: regulation of DNA-templated transcription; chromatin organization. NCBI's taxonomy places the organism in Eukaryota, Metazoa, Chordata, Mammalia, Rodentia, Muridae. The transcript is spliced from 15 exons.